Postia placenta MAD-698-R-SB12 is the source of this 831-nucleotide messenger RNA. RefSeq lists its product as hypothetical. The record is from RefSeq and is a predicted model, not a curated record. The coding region runs from base 69 to 749 and encodes 226 amino acids. Lineage: Eukaryota; Fungi; Basidiomycota; Agaricomycetes; Polyporales; Adustoporiaceae. The transcript has 5 exons.
GUCAAGUUUCAGCAUCUCGUUCUCUCUCUCACCAACACUCGUCACCCACUCCCCACAUUCUUUUGAAAAUGCUCUCCUUCAGCACCCUGUCUGUCUUUGCCGCUCUCGCGCUCAGCACUUUCACCUCUGCGGCUCCCGCUCUUCCCGGUGUCUCUGACGUCACUUCCGCCGUUCCGGGUCUCUCUGCUGUCUCAGGCCUCACUGGGUCGCUUCCGGUUGUCAACGGGCUUCUCCCCCGAGACACCAAGAAUGUUGUCACGAUCAUUAACGAGACCCAGUACAAGGUGACUGAGUACACCGUCGAGUUCCACUACAUCACGGCCCAGAACGCUACCAUCGAGGUUCUCGCUCCCCUUGUUGAGAACAUCAAGGGUGUUCUUGGUGAUGCUCUCGUUGAGAUCAAUGGUCUCGUCGGCCAGAGCCAGACCGUGAUUCUCGGUGUUGAGGGUGGUGCUCUCCUCGCUGUUGGCGAUGUUGCGGCUGCGAUCGUCGGCCUCCUGACACUUGUGCUCGACGCCGUCUCUGCUGUCCUCGCUGUGGUCAGCUCGGACGCCACUGAGUGUGUGACUUACCUGCUGUCCGGUCUUGUUGAGGUCCUUGGCUGCCUUGUGUGCGCCAUUGUCAUGCUUGUCAACGGCCUCCUCGGCAACGUGGUUUCGACCGUUGUUAGCCUGCUCGGCGGUGUUGUCGGUAUCCUUUCCACCCUCAAGGUUACCGUCCUCAUCAGCAUCCUCGGCAUCACUGUUUAAAAGCCAUGCCUUGCCUGAUCGUCUUGCAUAUGCAUUUGCAGUAGUAUUUUAGGGAGAGAAUAAUGAUAAUACCCUGAUUCGG